AUGGAAGCAAGUGAGAUUUCGGUCAACAUUACAGUGGCUUCUAAUGGGUCUGGUGAUUACAAGACAAUCAUGGAUGCAGUAAAAGUUGCGCCAUCUAAAAGCUCAGAACGUUUUGUAAUUUAUAUCAAGAAAGGUACCUAUAGGGAAUUCGUGUCUAUUCCAAGUGACAAAUGGAAUAUGAUGAUGGUUGGGGAUGGUAUCGACCAGACUAUAAUUUCAGGAAAUCGAAGCAACACCACUGGCUGGAGAACAUAUGGAUCAGCCACAUUCGGUGUUGAUGGUAAAAACUUCAUAGCAGUGAACAUGACAUUUGAGAACACUGCAGGGCCAGAAGGAGGCCAAGCUGUGGCACUUCGAUCAGACUCUGACUAUUCAGUCUUCUAUCGUUGUGGUAUAAGUGGUUACCAAGAUUCAUUAUACGCACACAAAAAUCGCCAAUUCUAUAGAGAAUGCCAAAUAAAGGGCACUGUCGAUUUCAUCUUUGGUGAUGCAACCGCAGUCUUUCAAAAGUGUGAUAUUCUUCCAAGACAAGCUUCGCCAGGACAAUCCAACACUAUCACAGCUGAAGGCCGAGAACAAGUAAAUGCCACAGGUGGCUUUUCUUUCCAUAUGUGCACUAUAUCUGGGGAUUCAGAUUUAAUUUCUUCAAACAACCCAACUCCUACAUACCUUGGUCGACCUUGGAAGACAUAUUCAAGAACUGUAUUUUUGCAAUCAUACAUGAGCAACAUCAUAAGGCCAGAAGGGUGGCUAAGGUGGAAUCCAGCCUUUGAAUCCACUUUGUUUUAUGGAGAGUACAACAAUACUGGGCCAGGUGCAAACACAGACAAGCGGGUCAAGUGGCCAGGUGUUCAUAUUUUAGAUUCAACUCAAGCUCAAAAUUACACAGUUGAUCAGUUUCUCCUUGGCAACACAUGGUUGCCUUCCACUGGUAUACCGUUCGAUGGAGGAUUAGUAGGCUAAACAAAUGUAUUACCAAAAACUAUGAUAAUAAUAAAUAAAACGUGUUUAGAACUUUAAUAUGCAAUCCAAAUGAUAGCAAUAGUAUUCGUAGCUUUAAUGCUUUUGUUCAUAUAUAUAUCAUAAUGUGUUUGAAGUUUUAAUACUUUCUGGUUGCUUUUGGUUAGGCAAUGUAGCAACGACAACCAUAAGGGGGUAACAAUUUAACUGUGAGUAUAUAUUCACUCAAAAGACUACUCAAAUCAAAUUCUAAUUAACUCAAUUAGUAAAAAUUUUUUUAUGGUUAAAUAAAAGAUCUUGAAUUAAAUCCUAGAAAUUAAUGAUAAAAAACAGUCAUUAUAGAGCAAACACGUUUCAAAUCCUAUAAUAUCUCUUAAAAACUAUAAAUGUAAAUCAAAUACUCGUGG
Quercus lobata is the source of this 1367-nucleotide messenger RNA. RefSeq names its product pectinesterase/pectinesterase inhibitor PPE8B-like. NCBI's taxonomy places the organism in Eukaryota, Viridiplantae, Streptophyta, Magnoliopsida, Fagales, Fagaceae. Gene Ontology annotation, biological process: cell wall modification. The record is from RefSeq and is a predicted model, not a curated record. Gene Ontology annotation, molecular function: pectinesterase activity. The coding region runs from base 1 to 963 and encodes 320 amino acids. The transcript is spliced from 2 exons.